Molecule: messenger RNA, 540 nt
Organism: Pseudonaja textilis
Lineage: Eukaryota; Metazoa; Chordata; Lepidosauria; Squamata; Elapidae
Source: RefSeq, a predicted model, not a curated record
AACAACCCCCCCCCCCCCGCCCCCCGGGGCCCCGAUCCUUCCGCGCGUGUUUCACGUGUGAACUUAAAAGAUCAUUGACUUUUGCAUGGUGAAGUUGUUUCUGGAGCGCCUGGAUGGAACCGAAAAAGGACACCUUUGAGUGUGAGCUGUGUGGAUUAACAGCCCCCUACAGCUACUAUGGACAUAAACCUCCCAAUGCCUUCUCAGUCACCCUCCUGGAAGACUGUUACGUUAUGAAGGACCCGUUCAGCCCAGACAAGGACAGAUUCCUUAUCCUCGGAGCGCAGUGUAGUGUGUGUCACAAACGGGUGUGCGUUGGUCCGGACUGUAGUCUUUUCUAUUCGAAAAGGUUUUGCCUCCCCUGCGUGAAGGCACGCAUCAGUGAAUUUCCUUUGGAAAUAGAAGAAGAUUUGAAAAAAAAAGGACACAUAAAAUCUUCCAAAAAAGGAGGUUCUAAGAAUUUGGAGAAAAGCUAGGUUGAUUUUACUGCAGGAUACGCUUUUUUGGUUCACUGGAAUAAAAAUGGUGUGUCUUGUAGUA